AUGGAGAUGACAUUUAUUUUUCAAGAAGCUUAUGCAAAGAAAGUUCUUGAAAGAUUCAAAAUGCAAAAUUGCAAUCCGUUGACUUGUAUAAGACCCGAUAUUCUUUAUGGUGUUGGUCUUGUUAGCCAUUAUAUGGAGGCACCAUCUUUAACUCACUUGGAGAUUGCUGAAAGAAUACUUCGCUACAUUAAAGGUACCCUUGAUUAUGGCUUAGCUUAUUCUUCUUCUACAAAUUUCAAGGUUUAUGGUUAUAGUAACAGUGAUUGGGCUAGUGAUAUUAAUGGUUGA
This is a messenger RNA of Olea europaea var. sylvestris, 288 nucleotides long. RefSeq lists its product as uncharacterized. The record is from RefSeq and is a predicted model, not a curated record. Lineage: Eukaryota; Viridiplantae; Streptophyta; Magnoliopsida; Lamiales; Oleaceae. Bases 1 to 288 code for a protein of 95 amino acids. The transcript has 2 exons.